UGAUUGAUAGGCCAUGGACCAAUCACUGUCCAGUGGGCGGGGUCGAGUGAGCGUGCUCAGCUGUCUCCCGCCCUCUGUGGGCAGAGAAGUCGCUGUUGCAGUGGUGAAACCCCUGAGAGCUGGCCUGGGAAACCCCGACACCCGAAGCCCGCUGCGCACAGACAGACAGGUUAAGUGGACGAUGGAGGUGCUGUGUUACGGUCUGACUCUCCCAUUGGACGGGGACACCGUCAAACUCUGCGUAGACGUCUACACUGAUUGGCUGAUGGCCCUGGUUUCUCCAAAAGAAUCCAUCCCCCCUCCAAUCAGCAGAGAGCCCGACCUGUACACCCAGAAGAUCCUCCAACACCUGUACAGCCUGUUCCUGUCCAGGUCGGAUCAGGCGAGUCCGGUCUACACAUCUCUCUGCCAGCAGGUGUUGUGUGCAGUUCAGUCUUUGGCCAGAGACAGUGCUGUGAUGAGCAGAAACACCUGGGAGACUCUGCUGAACUUUCUGCUCAGCAUAAACCACACCAUGCUGGUCAGCUGGUCACCUGUCUCCGUCCCUGCAGGUGUCUCUGAGCAGCUGGCCCACCUGUCGAUGGCGGUGCUGUUCGAGGUCUGGCUGCUCUCUUGCUCGCGCUGUUUUCCGUCUCGCUCCCUGUGGCAGACGGGCCGACAGAUGUUGAGCAGCUGCAGACAUCAGGGUGCAGUGGUGGAGCAAUGGAACGGAGUCAUAGCAGCCCUGACCUCCAGGUUGUUGCUCUUGACCUUCGGCCCAUCCUUCCCUCACUUUAAAGUCCAUGAUGAAGACGCUGCGCUGAUCCCCAAAGACAUGGACGAACACCGAGUCCCUCACACCUGGUUCAGGUUCCUGCACCUGCUCGGUAACCCAGUGGAUCUCAGUCGGCCCCUGGUUGUUGGUUUGUCUCCUUCCUCCGAGGAGGCGUCAAGAGCCGACAGUCAGCUGCCAAGCAUCUUCUUCAGGGCCAUGAGAGGAGUCAGCACGCUGAUCGACGCCUUCCUCGGUGUGACUGUGAUCAACAAAGAACCAACUGAGGAGCUUCUGCCAAACACUGGACAUACAACAAGGAUUCCUUUCAGAGACCGGUUGCCUUCUCUCGACGUUUAUUUCCCACCUCACCUCCUCUCACGUGUGGCCGUCACCAGGAGCCCGUUCCGAGACCGCCACCCUCCCCUCGGUAUCUCUCGACCUCGUUCUGGCAGUGCCCCCCCCAUCCCGAUGAAGACACUGAGCGUGCCCAUUGCCCCUCCCUCCGCCACGUCACCGCCUCCACCCAACAAGCGGCUGAAACCCGGGAACGUUUCCAAGGCAACAAGCAAGCCUCUUGCGGCAUCCCGUCCUGUCACCUCCCAACCGCCUCUGUGCUCCUCCCCCAGACCUUCACCGUCCCCACUCAGGUGUAAAUUGGACUCCCUCCUUCACAUCUUUGGUGACUGGCUGUUCGAUGCUGCUCUGUUCAACAGGGAUUGUGGUCAGAACCCCGGUCACGGUGAUGUCAUUGUGACGUCAUCAAGGUGGGCGGCUGGAAGAGCCGAAGCCUGCGGGACACUCUGCCGGAUCUUUGCCUGUAAGAAAACUGCAGAGGACAUCCUCUCCGUCUACCUGUCCAGGUUCUAUAUGGUUCUCCUUCAGGGUCUGCGGGUGACUGAGGAAGGCUGUCCUCUCGUUCUGGCCUCCAUACUGCUGAACUCCACCUGCCUCUUCUGCCGCGACCUAAAAGGACUCAACUUACUGCUUACCCCCUUCAUCUCAGCUGUGGAGAAAGUACUGCUCGACAGAGAGCUGGUGAGGUUUAAGAGUUUUGUGAGUCCGGUGGAUUUGAGGCGAGCCUCCAUCCUGGUCCUUCUGACCAUGCUGCCCAUCCCUCUGCAGUUUGGAACCGUCCGAUCAGAUUUGUUAUUGGACGGGCGGUUAAAUCGUGAUGAUGUCACAGGAGGUAGUUUUCUGUCUCUGAAGCCCCGCCUCAUCGGGGUUCUGAUUGGAGCCCUGCAGACGGAGACCGACACCUCCAACACUCAGAUAAUACUCGCGGCCGUGUUGAACGUGGUUCAGGACUCGGCUCUGUUGAAGGCGGCAGGAGAAACUCAGCAGGAAACUGAGUCCCAGUCGGGUGGAGCCAGUGGACCCAGAUGGACUCGUGGACCUGGUGCAAAUAGGUGGACCCGGGGAACCGCCUUCCAGUCGGACGCAGCAGGGAAUCUGUGGGUUCAGUUUGUGCGUCUGCUGACUCAGCGUCUGACGGCUCAAUGGAGGAAUGACCCAGCAGUUUGUCUCUCUGCACUGGAAGUACUGGGAGGACUGGCUAAGGUGGAGGUGAGUGUGGAAGAGAGCGAGAGGAUGCGAGCAGUCACUUCCGUCUGCUGUUACAUCGUGUUUCAGUGCAGUCGACCUCCUCCGCUUCACUCCAGAGAUCUGCACUCCAUCAUCGUCGCUGCUUUCCACUGUCUGAACGUCUGGUUGACUCAACACCCUGCCAUGCUCGACCACCAGGAGUGUUUGUUGGAGGUCCUGGAGAUAGUGGAAUUGGGAAUAUCGGGCACAAAGUCCAGACAUGAAGAGGAAGCGACGUGUAAAGAGGAGAAAGAACUGAACCCGGCCUCUCUGAGGGUGAAGGAGGCAGCGGAGGCCACACUGACCUGUAUUAUGCAGGUUUCUGGAGCCUUCCCGUUCCUCAGGGGCCUGCUGGGUGAGGACGCGCUGACUGACUGCUCCACGUUGAGCGACUGCAGUGUGAAGAAAUUCCGAUAUUUUGUGGUGGACCGCUCGGUUAUCUUGGCCAUGCUGGAACAACCACAGGGACCUGAACAGGCGCCGUGUCCGUCACUCACAGUGCUGAUCAGAGGACCUUCAGGAGGUCACACCUGGACUCUGCAGCUUCACUUGCAACCCAGAGAGGGAAGAACAGAAACGCAGCAAACUCUGAUCCCAGAACGGCGCAGUGCAGUCCAGGAAGAUGCUGGGAUCCGAUCCGAUGUUGAAUAUCAGCUGUUUCCUGACAGCAUUGACAGAGAUGCUUUGGUUAAAGCAGAUCUGAGUAUUCCAACUCUGCAUGAGAGCGUUACUGAGGAGGUGCAGAUUCAACUGGAGCAUCUGAAAGCAGCACUGAAGAAGCAGCGACAGGUCGAGGCUCGGCCGCAGGUGAGCGGACGCGCUGUUGUCAUGGCGACCUGCAGGCCGCCACCUCCAGCAAACAACUUCCAGACAGCGAGACUCUUCCUGUCCCACCUGGGCCUGCUGACCCCUGAGGCCUUGAAGAGUCUGGGCACCAGUGGUGUCCCAGCUCAGCUGGUGUCUCUGGACCCGUCUCUUCCGGGUUUCUCGGAGGAGCUGAGACAUUUGGACCAGCUGGCGUCCAAAAACUGUGACUCUGCCUUCAUCUUCUACAUGAGAGCGGGACAGAGGACUGCUGCUGAGAUUCUGAGGAAUGUCGAGUCCUGCUGCAGCGUCGAGUCUCACUUCCUGGACUUUCUUUGGUCUCUGGGUCGACCAGCAGAGGUGGGGCGACGACAGCGUGGCAGGUUCAACCCCAACACUUCAGAGUUCCCAGCAGUGCUGGGUGACAGUGGAGGGGGCGUGUUUAACGGAGAGAGGUUCGUCCUGAUGUACACCGACGCCCUGACAGAGAUCCUCUUCAUCGUACCCUCAUCCUCACGCGUGGCCGAUUUGCCGGAGGGACCGACCGGGGUGUCAUCCAACCUUCAGAGUCCUUCUGAACCCAGCAAGGACUCCACCCCGGAACCCACGAGUUCUCCCGUUGAAGACACAAAGUCUUUUUGUUUUGAGUCGUCAUCCGUUGGCUUGGAGUCCAAACUCCUGAUAGUCUGGGUUGAACGCUUUGAGGAUAUUGAGAGCUUCCCUCUAUCAGACCUGCUGUCAGGGACGAAGAAGGAAAACCUGACCAGCGUUUCAAAUGUCCAGCUGAUCUUCAUCCACCCUCUCAAGACGGGACUCUGCCGGAUCCGUUUCCAUGGAAACACGACCGGCAAGUUCAGCUUGGUCGUCCCGUUGGUCGACGGGAGUGUGGUCAGCAAGAGGUCUUUGGGUUUCCUGGUCAGAGAGACCGCGAUCAACUGUUGCCAACGGCGACGGUUGGAGAGUGACUCUGCCCCUCCACCCCAUGUCAGAAGAAAGCACAUGAUCAAUAACAUAAUCCUUCGUUAUCGCAGCCGUCACUCUGAGGCCGCGUUUUACGCCGCCCUGUUCAAAGACCCCUAACCCCCCCCCAGACGCAUCACCUCAACCUUUCUGAACAACCAGCUCUGCUGUUACCAUGGCCAGCUGACCUUUAAUAGACUAUUGACUGAUUCAGAAAUGCCUUGUGUGUUUCUGUAGUUGUCAAUUUGCUAAUCCGCAUCAUCAAUCAGUUUCUGC
This is a messenger RNA of Pungitius pungitius (ninespine stickleback), 4375 nucleotides long. It is a transcript of the gene ralgapb, whose product is annotated as Ral GTPase activating protein non-catalytic subunit beta. Gene Ontology annotation, molecular function: GTPase activator activity. Lineage: Eukaryota; Metazoa; Chordata; Actinopteri; Perciformes; Gasterosteidae. The transcript has 32 exons. Gene Ontology annotation, biological process: regulation of small GTPase mediated signal transduction; activation of GTPase activity. Bases 14 to 4219 code for a protein of 1401 amino acids. The record is from RefSeq and is a predicted model, not a curated record.